UUCAUCGGCCCAACUAGAAGCUCUGAUGGUCUAGAGGGGACGAGAUCGCGGCGCCGGCGAGAGCCGAUUCCCCCCAGCGAGCGGGUGGGUGGUUCCGAUGAGCAGGAGCGGCGGCGGCGGGAGGCACGGGUCAGAGGGCGGUUCGGCGGCCGUGCACGCACCGGGGCCCUGCGCCGCGUCGCAACGGGCGCUCGCCGAGUGCCACCGCGCCGCGGCGCGCGGCCCGCUGAAGCCGGAGGUGCUGUGCCGGCACCUCAACCGGGCGCUGGCCGAGUGCUUGGUGACGUCGUGCUGCCCCGGGGAGACGGAGGCGGUCCGCACCCUCUGCGGGAGCGCCGGCACCGCGCUCAAGCGCUCCCAGUGCCAGCGCGCGCGCAUCGACCUCUCCCUCUGCCUCGAGGCGCAUCAGGAUCCCUGAGGCCAAUGCGGCGUACUCUGGUAUAUUGAUACAAUUUUUAUGAACAAGGAAAUUUCUUCUGCAAUUUUCGGUGGAUUUAUUUAUUUUGGGGAAUUUGAUUUGGUUCCGGAACACCCGUUUCAGUGUACUACGGAUUAGUGUUUAAGAUAGAGAUAGAGCACAAAGCUAGAUAGAGGAUCAAAGAAAAUAAGAUCAAAAUUCUAUGUAUUUGUUGGCUCCCAGAUACCAAUAUACCAUUAAAACAAGAUACAUGUUUAGUUGUUGUGUUCAUCAACUGCUGACUGUGAUGUCCUUGAAUAGGCUGGCAUGAUUUGCAUCA
Messenger RNA from Oryza brachyantha (malo sina), 737 nucleotides. RefSeq lists its product as uncharacterized. The coding region runs from base 98 to 418 and encodes 106 amino acids. The transcript has a single exon. NCBI's taxonomy places the organism in Eukaryota, Viridiplantae, Streptophyta, Magnoliopsida, Poales, Poaceae. The record is from RefSeq and is a predicted model, not a curated record.